AUGCUCGGAUUCUACGUUUCAAUAGUUUAUAAUCGGUGGACUAAAGUUUUCGAUAAUGUCGGUUGGAUUGAUACGUGAGUCGGGAAGAAGAAGAAGAAGGAAAAGCAAAAGUAUACAGCGCAUAAAUGUUUUGUCAUGUUGAGACGGCCGCUCGCUUCAUGUUUUGAUAGUAUCGGCUCAUAUUCCGAUGUUUGGAAGUGUAGAAAAGUAUGUGACAUUUCGCAACCUCUUGUUUCUAGUUGUGAAAAGUCUCGUCUGCAAAGUAAUCAGAAAUGUCUCAAUUACACUGGUCUACCGGGCAAGUAAGUGAGCAAUCGCGCUCAAAAAGUUGAAGUCUGAUAGAUUUUGAAACAACAAAGAACUGUAACCGAACUUUAUACAUCUUUCAGAUCCGCGCUGACAAUAGCCGCGUACAUCCGUGGCACUUCGGAACGUGCCCGUCUCAUUCGUCGCAACUGCGUCCGUUACAUGAUCGUCGCGCAGGCGAUGGUCUUCCGAGACGUGUCACCGGCGAUCCGACGAAGGUUUCCGACGAUGCGGCACCUGGUGAACGCGGGAUUGUUGUCCGAGGACGAGCUGAUCGAGUUCGACGCGAUCCAAAGUCCGCAGAGCAAAUACUGGCAGCCGAUCCAAUGGCUGUUUUCACUGGUCACGGUGGCCAAGGAGGAGGGCAUGAUCGCCGACACUUUCACCUAUAUCGACUUGAUUGAUGUGAGAGUUUGAAGGUUCACCAAAUACUUUGUCAUUCCGUGAAAAUCUUCAGAAAAUGCGCGACUUCCGCGUAAAGAUCUUGAAUCUAGUGAUCUUCGACAUGGUCCCAAUCCCCCUUGUCUAUACUCAAGUCGUCAAUCUGGCCGUCCGCACCUACUUCCUUUUGGCACUUUUCGGUCGACAGUUUCUGGAUACGAAUAAGGAUAUUCCGGGCGCCAAACACAAAUUGGACGUCUACUUUCCAAUUAUGACUUCGCUGCAGAUUGUGUUCAUUAUCGGAUGGUUGAAGGUGUCCGAAGUGAUGUUGAAUCCGUUGGGAGAGGACGACGAAGACUUUGAGACCAACUGGAUCAUCGAGAGAAAUUUGCAGGUACUUGGUGGGGAAACGAUAUUGUUCUUUAACAAAAAUCAGAAAUUCAGGUCGGAUACGCCGUUGUCGAUCAGGCGUACGGUAGAUUCCCGGUGAUCCAAAGGGAUCCGUUCUGGGAGGACGAACAUCCACAAACACUGGACACGCCCACUUCCACGAGGAAAGCUCACUCUCACAUGCAAGGCAGUUGUAUUAACAUGUAGGUCAAAGUUGGGUCUGAUCUCAGUAACCCAAUUUCUAUUAGGAAUGAAUCGGAUUUGGACAACGGCCUGAUUUCUUUCGUCCGCCGCAAAUCUCGUUCAAUCGACGACACCGAUGGCUCUUCUGUUAGUACAGACGCCACUAGAGCUAACAGGUAUACUGUAUUUACCGUAACUCGUAAAAUCAACAGAAACCGUACAGUAACGCCUCAAUGUUGCCACGUCACAUGUUCAUUCAACAACGCAGCAAGUUAUCGAAUGUGAUCUCAAAGUUUUACAAAUCCGAGCCCGAGCCCAGAAGGAAUAGUGUUUGUGAGUUACCGUAGAAAAUAUCAAAAAGCUGCCAACUGAUAAAAUGCUCUCAAAAACACAUUCUACACAUUUUAUCUGUUGACCGACUUUUGAUAUCUCUUUCGGGAAAUGAGAUAUACAUAUUAAUUUGAAUGAACGGUAUUUAGACUCUUUGAUUUUUACGCAUUUUUAGGUGUUGCCGCACUGGAUCUGAAUCACCGUAGACCGUCCGUGGACGACGUGGUCAUAGACGUUCCGGCGUUAGUGCAGGAGAGGAUCCGGAAUGCGAAGAAACAGGCGCAUGCGGUCAAAAUUGAAAUGCCCGAAGAGUCUGCGACGGCUACACCUCCACCGGAAGUGACGGCGGUGCUGAGCAUUCUGUUCGGGCUUCUGAUGACGUGACACUUUCAGACUUCUCCAACAGCCGCCAACAACGUCAAGUGGUUUGUGGAAGAAAUGCCAGUUAUCGAGGAGGAAGACGAGAAGUCGCAUCGCAAAACACCUCGGAAUCUCAGUGGCAGUGAGUUUCAACGUUGUUUGGAAAUCUGCAACUUUUUGGGUCUAUAGUUUCACCUACAAAAUACACAACUUUUCUCUAGUCAAAACCUUUCAAAAUCGCGUGUGAAAGUGAGCUGUGAACUCUUCAUUGUGCUCUCGAUGUUUGCUCAUUUGCAGGCUCCCUUGGCAACCGUCAUCAACCGAGCAGCUCAUGA
Caenorhabditis sp. 36 PRJEB53466 is the source of this 2285-nucleotide messenger RNA. The record is from the annotation of a GenBank genome assembly. Lineage: Eukaryota; Metazoa; Nematoda; Chromadorea; Rhabditida; Rhabditidae.